CAUUGUGUGACUAGGCCCUCUGGCGGAGUGAUCUGCUGUUGUGAAGGUCCUGACGGGAGACAGGCAGUGGAUCGAUAACAAACCGGGCUCGGUGAAAAACUAUGAGUGCAACAAUAGGCAGCUAGCUGGCUUCUUAUCUUCUAUGAGCCAGAAUCCCCGGCAAGCAGAUCAAGACAACCGAGACCAUGGAAAGAAAAGGUGUCCCUAUUAAGCGCAUUCUCAACAAGCCCCAGAUAGUCCGCAGCCUGGGCAGCAACCUUCACACGGAUGUGAACGCCAGUCACUCCCGGGCCGGCUGGUCGCUGCUGACCAAAGUGCAGCGCAGCAGGCACAAGAACCUGUACGAGGUCAACCAUCAAAUCAGGAACAAGCCUGAUUUAAACACAACACUACCAGUUCGACAGACGGCAUCCAUCUUCAAGCAACCAGUGACCAAGGUUACGAAUCAUCCCAACAACAAGGUGAAGACGGACCCACAGAAGGCUGUGGACCAACCGAAACAAUUGUUCUGGGAGAGGAAGUUAGGCGGUCUAAAUGCAUUCGACAUCGCAGAGGAGCUGGUGAAAACGAUGGACCUCCCCAAAGGCCUACAGGGUGUCGGACCGGCGUGUUCAGAUAAAACACUUCUUUCUGCCAUCGCCAGCGCUCUGCACACCAGCCCCUCACCGGUCACUGGACAACUCACUGCGGCUGUGGAGAAGAACCCUGGAGUCUGGCUCAACACAUCACAACCUCUCUGCAAAGCCUUUGUAGUGACGGAUGAGGACAUCAGGAAGCAGGAGGACCUGGUGCAGAAUGUGAGGAGGCGGCUGGAGGAAGCCCUCACAGCUGACAUGUUGGCUCAUAUAGAGGACACCACUGCAGCCGCAGCCAACAAAGCGUUGGAGAAGGUUGAGCAGGUGGACAAGGAGGAAUUAUAGCCAAGGCUUGUUUGAGAUGAAGUUUGCUGGUAAACUCCUUUCCUUUUCAAAUAAUUAGCUCCAUGAAGAUUUUUUAUACACUUUGAGAUGAAAUAGACGGUAAAUGCAGACAUUCUACAGAUUUUGUUUACCUAAACUGAAACUGUUUUCUUUAAUAUUAUUAUAAUUUGUUUUUACAUUCAAUGGUGUAAUUCUGGAAGGGUGCUUUGGAUUUCCAGUUUAUUUUUACCUCUCCUAAUGUAAGGCAACUUUCUUUAGACUUUACAAACUGUUUAGCGGUCUCAUGUCUCGAUGACAUCACCAUUUCAUCGUUGAUGCUGUCUAAUCAAAACAAAAUGACUGUUCAUGUAAGUGGUUUUACUUUUAGGGAAGUUUACUCAAGUUGUGGAUGAUUCUCUACACAAUGCAGUGUUACAGUUUGUAAACAGCUGUUAAAGCUCAAAGUUAAAAAAUAACCAACCUGAUGUGUUUUUUUUGUGUGUGUGUGUGCACGCGUGUGUAUGUUUGUAUUGAGUGUACCAUUUCGUCGCCAUCUUAGGUGUGUUACUUUUUUGCCAUCUUUUUUACAUUUUACUCUGGCACUGCAGGUCUUUUGUGUUUAUGUUUGAAAGCACAGAAAGGUUGCAGUAUGUUUACACGCACAUGGCACUGUUGUGGAUGUGAAUAAUCAAAUUUAGUUUAAAGCAGUGUUAUUUCUCAUAAUAACUUGAAUUUACAUGGUUUUGAAGUUCAAGUCUGGGUAUUUUUGUUUUAACAGAAUUAUCAGUACUGUUUGCCGGCUACAUUUGAGUUUAAUAUGUAACAGAAAAAGCGUGUACCUUCAGAAAAUACAGAAACCAAUAAAACACUGAUGUAACUUGCCUCAUGAUGUUCUGUACCUCAUUACAAGAAUCAUUAUUUGUCUCCAUACCACUGCGAAAUAAAUGCAGCUUUUUCAUG
Pungitius pungitius (ninespine stickleback) is the source of this 1859-nucleotide messenger RNA. It is a transcript of the gene mbd3a, whose product is annotated as methyl-CpG binding domain protein 3a. Bases 186 to 920 code for a protein of 244 amino acids. Gene Ontology annotation, cellular component: nucleus. NCBI's taxonomy places the organism in Eukaryota, Metazoa, Chordata, Actinopteri, Perciformes, Gasterosteidae. The record is from RefSeq and is a predicted model, not a curated record. Gene Ontology annotation, molecular function: methyl-CpG binding. Gene Ontology annotation, biological process: DNA methylation-dependent constitutive heterochromatin formation; negative regulation of transcription by RNA polymerase II. The transcript is spliced from 7 exons.